UGCGAGUGCGAGCGGUUAGAACACUCACCAACUCAAUUCAAGCGAUCUCCAACAGCAGAGUGUGCGAGGAGAGACAAGAGCAGAUACAAAGAGCGACGCAGCGACGCAGCGACGCAGCGACGGAGAGCGAGGUGUCAGAGCAACGCAGCAGAGACAACGUCAAGAACGAGGCAAAAAGCUUUAGACCCAGCAGCUGGAGCUUCAUUCUCGAGUUGCGGUUCAACGGUUUAGCACACGCACAACAAGCAAGAAGCCGACAGCAUCGGCAGCAAGCGUAAAGUACUGUACAAAUCGUGUUCGUUGUGUAAAGAUCGGUGAAGCAGUCCAAGCAGUUUAGUGGAGCGGCUAAAUUUUGCAAUCCCAGUAAAGUGAAUUUCCUGCCGCGAAUUAUGCCUUCGGCCACAUUUGUCCUCGAACAUUUGAUGGCGGCACAAACUCGUCUGGACGAGGCCCACAGAGCAACACCAGCGGCUCCCACAUCCGCAUCCACCUCCACAGCUUUGGCCACUCAAGCAACGAGCAAAGUCGAUUCGUAUCAGAAGAAAUUGUUAUUGGCUUUGAAGAAAAUUGUGCAAUAAACAGAAGCAAACUCCAUUCGAGAAUACAUGCAUUUUUCCCCUUUAUCAAACUGACUAAUAUAAAUAGUAAAAAAGCUAAACAAACCGAAAACAAAUAAAAAACAAACAUGAACAAGAACAAGAAUUCUAGUUUUACAUCGGUGUGCAACUAGUUACAUAAAAAAAAGAAAUAAAAAUAGUCAUUUAAAAAAACCCCCAACAACAGCAGAAACAACAACAGUCGACGCGUUAUUCCACUGUGGAAAUUUUCAGUGCCUGUUCGAAUAUUACAAUAUCGUUUUUUUCCUGUGUACCUUUUUUUAGUUUGUGUAGGGAAAGUGCUCAGGCGGCAAAGACACGGCAAGAUGCUGUUCAACAAAUGCCUGGAAAAGCUGUCCAGCUCGCUGGGAAAUGUUGUCAACCAAAAAUUACAAGAGAAACAAGUCUACAGCCAUAAUAAUAAUAAUAAUAACAGUUUUAAUAAUAACUAUAUUAAUAACAAAAACAACAACGUAUACAAUAAAAAACGAAACUUUGAGUACGAGCGGGCCAUUCAGGCGCAUUACGGAAGUGCCGGAGGAUGCGGAGACGGAGAUAGGCACAGGGAGAGGGUCAGAGACAGACCCAAGUCCAAAUCGGGCAAAUGCCGAAUGUCUAAGGCAACCACACCACCUGCACCUGCACCUGCAACAGGAACAGCCACAACAGCAACAACCACAGCAAGCACUACAAUGGGGAGUCGCGAGUGCAUGAGCCACGAUGAGCUGGCUCUGAUCAUCAGGGGCCAUACCAACAACCACCACCAGCUAAAUAGACGGCGUCCGGUCUCGGCCCAGGCGUCAUCGGCGCCCUCUGCCUCCACAUCCACCGAAUCCCUGCACCGACUGACCCCACCAAAUUUGGUGGCCUCCUAUCCCGCCACACCCACCUCCUGGUCGAGCGCACCUCCACAGUUUCCAGCGGGCCUCGGCAGCGGCACCUGCUCCACCAGCACCUUGGUGCUGCUGGCCCACAUGCGCGUCCAGCUUUAUGGAUACACAUGGUUUCAUGGCAAUCUUUCUGGCAAGGAAGCGGAAAAAUUGAUAUUGGAGCGGGGCAAGAAUGGUUCUUUUCUUGUCCGUGAAUCUCAAAGCAAACCUGGUGAUUUCGUUCUCUCCGUUCGAACGGACGACAAAGUAACGCAUGUCAUGAUUCGAUGGCAGGACAAGAAGUACGACGUGGGCGGAGGGGAAUCUUUUGCCACACUCUCGGAACUGAUCGAUCACUACAAGCGUAAUCCAAUGGUGGAGACGUGCGGAACGGUGGUGCACCUGCGGCAGCCCUUUAACGCCACCCGCAUCACGGCAGCCGGGAUCAAUGCCCGCGUGGAGCAGCUGGUCAAGGGCGGCUUCUGGGAGGAGUUUGAGUCGCUGCAGCAGGACAGUCGGGACACUUUCUCCCGGAACGAGGGCUACAAAACGGAGAACCGUCUGAAGAACCGCUAUCGCAACAUAUUGCCAUAUGAUCACACGCGGGUGAAGCUACUGGACGUCGAGCACAGCGUGGCUGGGGCGGAGUACAUCAAUGCCAACUACAUCCGACUACCCACUGACGGCGACCUGUACAACAUGAGCAGCUCGUCGGAGAGCCUCAACAGCUCGGUCCCUUCGUGCCCGGCCUGCACUGCGGCGCAGACGCAGCGCAGCUGCCCCAACUGCCAGCUGCUGAACAAGACCUGCGUCCAGUGCGCGGUCAAGUCCGCCACGCUGCCCUACAGCAAUUGCGCCACCUGCACCCGCAAGUCGGACUCCCUCAGCAAGCACAAGCGCAACGAGUCCUCGCCCCUCUCCGCCAACGGAAUCGGGGGGAGCUGCGGCAUGAACGGCAGUCCGGUUCCGGGGACCCCCACCAGCGUGACUGGUGCCAAUGCCGGGUGCCUGGUUGGGUUGCUGAAACAGAAGCACGUCGGGGAUACGACCUACGGGUCCAUGACGAUCGCGGAGCGGGAAAGGGAGAGGGAGCGCGAGCGGGAGAUGUUCAAGACGUACAUCGCCACACAGGGGUGCCUGCUGACGCAGCAGGUGAACACGGUGACGGACUUCUGGAACAUGGUGUGGCAGGAGAACACGCGCGUCAUUGUAAUGACCACCAAGGAGUACGAGCGCGGCAAGGAAAAGUGCGCCCGCUAUUGGCCGGACGAGGGCAAGUGCGAGCAGUUCGGGUCCGCGCGCAUUCAGUGCGUCUCGGAGAACUCCACCAGCGACUACACGCUGCGCGAGUUCCUCGUCUCCUGGCGGGAGCAGCCACAGCGGCGCAUCUACCACUACCACUUCCAGGUCUGGCCCGACCACGGUGUGCCCGCGGAUCCCGGCUGUGUUCUCAACUUCCUGCAGGACGUCAAUACGAAGCAGAGCAAUCUGGCUCAGGCCGGCGAAAAGCCGGGUCCCAUCUGUGUGCACUGCUCGGCGGGCAUCGGACGAACGGGCACCUUCAUCGUGAUCGACAUGAUCCUGGAUCAGAUCGUGCGAAAUGGACUGGACACAGAAAUAGACAUCCAGCGCACCAUUCAAAUGGUGCGGUCGCAGCGUUCGGGCCUGGUCCAGACGGAGGCCCAGUACAAGUUCGUCUACUACGCGGUCCAGCACUACAUCCAGACGCUGAUCGCACGCAAGCGGGCCGAGGAGCAGAGCCUCCAGGUCGGCCGAGAGUACACCAACAUCAAGUACACGGGCGAGAUUGGCAACGAUUCACAAAGAUCUCCAUUACCACCAGCAAUUUCUACAAUAAGCUUAGUGCCAAGCAAAGCACCAACGACGCCUGGAGUUGGAGGAGGAGCUGUUUUGAUGGCGACAGGGGAGCCACUGGGCAUGGCGAUGGGGAUGGGCGCGGCAAUGGCCGGGAACAAACAUGGCUCCAAGCAGCAGCCCCCGCUUCCGGGAUCGGUCACCCACCACAACAACAACAACAACAGCAGCAGCAGUGGCAGUGGCAGUGGCAGUGGCAGCGGCAGCAGUGGGAGCAGUGGGAGCAGCAGCAUCUGCAGCAGCGGCAACAGCAGCAAUGGCAACUUGAACGGGCUGCUAGGUGGCUUCGGCAUGGGCCUGGGACUGGGGCACGGCAACAUGCGUAAGUCGCACUUUUACAGCGACUCGCUGAAGCAGCAGCAACAACAGCGCGACGAGCAGUCGGUGGCUCCAGCGGGAUCAGCAAAAUACAAAAACAUUCCCAAAGACAUGAUCGGCCUACGCCAGCCGAACCAUGCGUCAUCCUAUACCGCUGCGUCUCAGUCUCAUUCAGCGCCUGCGUCCGCGUCGCUGACCGGGCCGGCGCCACCGACGCCCCCGCCGCGAAAAACAUGACAAAUGAAUUUCUGAAUCCUCGUGCCCGGGACAUCGUUAAUUCUAUCGCAAUAGACAGCCGAGAACGUCGCCAAUCGAAGACCCCUGAUCGCGUCCGCGUCCGCGCUCCUCCCCCCGCACCAGUCCCCUAAGAUGCGCACAGAAAGUCGCCCUGCCGCCCCCGCCCCCCUUCCCUUUUAAUCGUGUUACUAUUGUAUGUACACUAGUGUGUGUGUGUGUAUGUGUGUGUGUUGAUUUUUUUUUGUAAUAGUUGUAGCUUUAUAUAUAUAUUUUUUAAUUUGUGUGUAAUUCUUAGUUGUAUAUGUAUGUAUGUAUGUACUUUUAUUUAAUUGUCUCGCUUUAAGUUUAAAAUGGACCCCCCUCCCCCCACUCUAAUUCAAAAAAUUCCUUUCCUGCACACAACUGCAAAAAACUCCCCGCCCUGCGCAGGCAUAUUUAUGUACAUAUAUGUAGUAGAUGUUUAAAGAGGAACAAGAAGAGAAGUAACAUGAGCGUAGCUGCAGCAAUUGCGAUGUAUGAAGAGAGAAUCGCGAAGUAUACCAACAAAGGAGAAGAGUAAGCAGACAGGGAAUCAAGUUUUGGGCUUGCAAGUGUUGAAAAAUCAAAAGGAAACGAAAGAGAUUAAGUAUAAUUAUAUAGGAAAGCAGGAGAAACGAAAAGAAAAGCGUUGAUUGGGACUUCAGUAAUGGCGAGAACAGACAUCAACAGAUGACUACAAAUAAGAGAGCAUGUUCGUCCCUACGUUUACUUUGCAUAGCCUUUGCACAGCUUGAUAUCUCUAUGUGCAUAUGUAUGUACUUUAUCCGCCCUAUAUUCGCCUUACAACCACAUCUGUGCACCCACCAGCAGCUGUUUAGCGCCCUCCUGGCAUAUUCUACAAUUGUUUGUCUAUUAUUUACAUACCUUAAUGUGUAGGAUGUACAUAUGCACACAAAUAUGUAUGUACGUGCCGAAAAUGUGUUUCAAACCGAAUAACCAACCUUAGAGCGUUUCCGAAAUCAAAAGAUGCCUCUUCAACGCAUUUUACAGUUGAUAUCAGUUACCGAUUAUAUGCAAAAGUGCAACACAUAUAUUAUAUAAUAAUAUAGUUUGCAUAAAAACUUCCUAGAAGAAAAUUUUGAAUUCACUAACGUUUUAGCAAAAAGUUUGCGUAUGAAUCCUGACCGGUACUGAGCUCGUUUUUCAAACUUUUCAAAAAUGCAGAACGAAAAGUGAACAGCAGCUUUUAGAUACCAAUUGUUUGACAAUUUCGAAAUUGCAGUCAGCCAUGCAUGCCCACAAUGUUUUGUUAAUGUUUUGCGUAAAGCGCUUGUUGAGUGUAUGUAUGUAUGUGUGAGCUGUAGGCCACUGCAUAUUUUUCUACGAUAUCUCUAUAUGUGUUGUAUACGUAUUCGAUAAUAAUUUAUAACGUUUAAGAAUGGUGUUACAUUUUAAAUGGAUCAAUCGUGUUUGCCGACACUUCUGCAAUUCAACUCUAGUUGUGUAUUUGUCGCUGUCUCUCUACCUUUCCCCCUCUCUCUCUCUCUCUCUCUCUCUAUCUCUCUCAAAAGCACUCUUUUUUUUGUCUCUCUAUACAUAUCUCUCUCUCUGUUUCUGUUUCUGUUUAUGUUUUUUUGUCUAUGUUCGAGUACUCAGUUCUAUAUGUAGGUCUUAUUUCAAGAGAAAGUAUAGAAGGUUGAAACAGAAUCAAACUCAAUAUACGUACAACGUGUGUACCUUGAGCGCUGCCCCGUUUCUGAAACAGAAAUCGAAGAUCAAGAGAGAUCAGAAACUGAAAAUCAACGAGAAUAUAAAAGCCCCUAUAUAUAGGAAAGAUGAGCCCACACCCUUGAAAGCAGCCACAAAUCGAUUAGAUAUGGAUAGUUGAGUAGGAACCUCAAUAUAAGUAAAAUACAAUAAUUAACAUAUGUAUGUAUAUUCUUUAGUUUACCUUAUUUUACCUUAUCUUAUGCUUUUGUAAGUGCUUUAAAUUGUUAUUCAUCUUGAUCUUGCAAA
Drosophila miranda is the source of this 5890-nucleotide messenger RNA. RefSeq names its product tyrosine-protein phosphatase corkscrew (gene csw). Bases 923 to 3895 code for a protein of 990 amino acids. Lineage: Eukaryota; Metazoa; Arthropoda; Insecta; Diptera; Drosophilidae. The transcript is spliced from 9 exons. The record is from RefSeq and is a predicted model, not a curated record. Gene Ontology annotation, biological process: protein dephosphorylation. Gene Ontology annotation, molecular function: protein tyrosine phosphatase activity.